UUUCUUGAAUUGUUAUAGACUUAUAGACACUUCAUUUAAAAAAGUUAUUUACAGUUGUUUUCAUAUAUAAAAGUUUAUUUUAAUUUAACAGUUAAAUUGAGUGUCGUGAUAUCAAAGUCUGUAAGUUUUAUUUAGAAAAGUAAUAGAAACGAGUACAUCAUGUUGCGGCCGACACCAAUACUGAGACAUGCGAGGGGAGCUCACUCCGCCACGUGGAAGAAGAAUCCUCACUUGGAUUCUAUUAUCCGCGUCGACCACGCGGGUGAGUUGGGUGCUGACAGGAUCUACGCGGGGCAGAUGGCAGUGUUAGGGAACACCAAGGAGGGCCCGCUCAUAAAACACAUGUGGGACCAAGAGAUCAAGCACAGGGAGAAAUUCGAGGAACUCAUCUCCAAGUACAGAGUCAGGCCGACCAUCAUGACGCCCAUAUGGAAUAUAGCUGGAUUCGCGCUCGGAGCUGGCACAGCACUGCUAGGUAAAGAAGCAGCGAUGGCGUGCACUGUGGCAGUGGAAACCGUUAUAGUGGACCAUUACAACGACCAGCUCAGAACACUGAUGGAGGAUCCCAACGUCGACAAGGACAUCCUGCAGACGAUCACCAAGUUCAGGGACGAGGAACAGGAACACCACGACACAGGCCUCGACCACGGAGCGGAACAGGCGCCGUUUUAUAAAGCACUCACCGAAGUCAUUAAAACCGGAUGUAAAGUCGCCAUCAGCAUAUCCAAGAAGAUAUAAAAUAUAUGACACAACUGGUUUUGAUUCAUUGGCCCUGAGCCGAGUUAUCUUCAGGAUGAAGUUAUUAUUCAUAUCAGGAAAAAGCUCAGCGUUAUCUUGGAUAUAAUAUUUGAAUGAAUUAAAUGGAUCGACAAACGGGUCACCCUACUCAUAGUUUAGUUUAUAAAUAAACAUGUAUUUUAUUAA
Messenger RNA from Danaus plexippus (monarch butterfly), 924 nucleotides. RefSeq names its product 5-demethoxyubiquinone hydroxylase, mitochondrial (gene Coq7). NCBI's taxonomy places the organism in Eukaryota, Metazoa, Arthropoda, Insecta, Lepidoptera, Nymphalidae. Gene Ontology annotation, cellular component: mitochondrial inner membrane; nucleus. The record is from RefSeq and is a predicted model, not a curated record. Gene Ontology annotation, biological process: ubiquinone biosynthetic process; regulation of gene expression; determination of adult lifespan. The transcript has 4 exons. Gene Ontology annotation, molecular function: 3-demethoxyubiquinol 3-hydroxylase activity. Bases 160 to 738 code for a protein of 192 amino acids.